This is a messenger RNA of Haliaeetus leucocephalus (bald eagle), 759 nucleotides long. RefSeq names its product forkhead box protein I1c. The record is from RefSeq and is a predicted model, not a curated record. The coding region runs from base 1 to 759 and encodes 252 amino acids. Lineage: Eukaryota; Metazoa; Chordata; Aves; Accipitriformes; Accipitridae. Gene Ontology annotation, biological process: anatomical structure morphogenesis; cell differentiation; regulation of transcription by RNA polymerase II. Gene Ontology annotation, molecular function: RNA polymerase II cis-regulatory region sequence-specific DNA binding; DNA-binding transcription factor activity, RNA polymerase II-specific. The transcript is spliced from 3 exons.
AUGUUUGACAACACGCAGUACCCCUAUAACUGCUUUAAUUAUGAUGGGGAUGAUUAUCCUACCUGUAGUUCUGACGAAGAGAAAAAAUUCACCCGACCGGCGUACAGCUACAUUGCCUUAAUUGCAAUGGCCAUCCAGCAAAGUCCUUCAAAUAAAGUCACCCUCUCUGGCAUUUAUGACUUUAUAAUGAAGAAAUUUCCUUACUACAGAUCAAAUCAAAGAGCCUGGCAGAACUCCAUCCGACAUAACUUAUCGCUUAACAGUUGUUUUGUAAAGGUUCCCAGAACAGAAGGGAAUGAGAAGGGGAAAGGAAACUAUUGGAGCUUUGCAACGGGAUGCGAAUCCAUGCUGGAUCUCUUUGAAAACGGGAAUUACAGGCGAAGACGGAGGAGGAGGAAUGUGAAAAGGGAACAUAAGGAGCAGAGACCAAGCAGAGGGAAAAGUCCUUCAUCCCCCGAUAUGUCUUCUGUGGACUCUGCUUUAAACAACAUUUCUUCUUCUGAAAGUAAACACGGAAGAACUGAAUCGGGCCCAAGACUACUGGAGCCUCGUGGGUUUGCUCCAAACAGCGUGACCAACAGGCAAAGCCUAAGCAAUUCCUCCUUAGCAAAAUCGGAUUCUGAAAUUAAAUUCAGCAUCGAUUACAUCCUCUCAGCCCCUGACCCUUUGCCUGUCGUGAGAUCUCAAUAUAAUAGGCAAGAAAAUAAAUAUCAUCUCCUGGAGGCCCAGCAAAUUAAUCUCCAGUUCUGGACAAUGUGA